UGAAAAACACACCAGGCACAUGUAUGUACACUCCCCAAAUCCCAAUAAGCUGGAGAAACAGGAGACUCCAGUGUGACCACACAGCAUUGAGGGGUGCUUUCUCCCUCUCUGUCUCUCUCUGAUAAGUACAUGCACCCUCUGGUAUUUAAAUAAAAAUUUGUUUUUAAUUUUAAAAAAAAGGCUCCAAGCAAAAAUCUCAACUUCAAAUGGUGAAACUGUGUUACGAACGCCUUUACACAAUUUCAAAAAGUUCCCAAUUAUAGUUCCUUAGUAUGAGUUCCUCUCUUUACUUCUCCCUUUCUGAAAAAAGAAGGGGGGGCAGACUUUUUUUUUCAAAUACACCCACACCCACACACUCACACACACAAAGAAAUGGAGACAGUGAACGGAGGCAAGAUCGUUCUUGGUCUGGAAAUCAAUCUGAUUCUAUUUUAUGUCGGAGCUACGGGGGCCUGUACUGUGUCUGUCAAACAACCGCGUUACCUAGAAGUGGACUACACUUACAACACUGUCACCAUAGAGUGCACCUUCUCCACAGCUGGCUGCCCCGCAGAGCAGCCAACCAACCUGUGGUUUCGCUAUGGCGCUUUCCAGUCUGAGAACCUGUGUCUGCAAGGGUGCACAAGUGAGGCGGACAAAUUCACAGUGAAGAAGGCCCCGGAACAAAACCUAGUCUCCCUCACUGUCAACCGGCUGACCGUAAAUGACAGCGCAAUUUACGUCUGUGGGAUAGCAUUUCCUAGUGUAGAAGACCCGAAAGCUAAGCAAACCGGAGAAGGGACUACACUGGUGGUGAGAGAAAUUAAGCUUCUCAGCAAGAAAAUGCAGAGUGUCCUGACAGCGCUCCUAUCACUGCUCUCCGUCUACAUCAUAGGUAUAGGCGUGGGCCUCACAGUCCUCUCCAAAUCGAAAUCUAACACUCUGAGAAACAAAGAAACAAAAGAAGAUUCACAAAAGAAGAAGAGUGCACGACGUAUUUUUCAGGAAAUUGCUCAAGAACUAUAUCAUAAGAGAUACAUAGAAACAAGCCAACAAUCUGAAAAAGACAACACUUACGAAAACAGAAGAGCACUUUCCAACUAUGAAAAACCAUAGAAUUAUUUCAACUUUU
Molecule: messenger RNA, 1111 nt
Organism: Tupaia belangeri chinensis (Chinese tree shrew)
Lineage: Eukaryota; Metazoa; Chordata; Mammalia; Scandentia; Tupaiidae
Gene: IGSF6
Product: immunoglobulin superfamily member 6
Exons: 6
Coding region: 373-1095 (240 amino acids)
Source: RefSeq, a predicted model, not a curated record